GGCCCAUAUUAACACAUAUAAGAGCGAUUCCAAUUAGGGUUUUUCAUCGGAGAGGUUUUCGUCACAGCACGGACACGAGCUUUAGCACUAGCAGCAAUGGCUCCCAAAAAAGGUGUUAAAGCUCCAGUUGCAGCUUCUAAGAAGAAGCCUGAGAAGGUUACAAACCCGCUUUUCGAGAAGCGUCCAAAACAGUUUGGGAUCGGUGGUGCAUUGCCGCCGAAGAGGGAUUUGACGAGAUUCGUGAAAUGGCCUAAGACUGUUCAGAUUCAGAGGAAAAAGAGGAUUUUGAAGCAGAGGUUGAAGGUUCCACCAGCUUUGAACCAGUUCACCAAAACCCUUGACAAAAACCUAGCCACAAGCUUGUUCAAGAUACUUCUGAAGUACAGGCCUGAGGAUAAGCAAGAAAAGAAGGAGAGGCUAUUGAAGAAGGCUCAGGCAGAGGCUGAGGGAAAAACAGUUGAAACUAAGAAGCCCAUUAAUGUGAAAUUUGGUCUUAAACAUGUUACCUGGCUUAUUGAGCAGAACAAAGCCCAGCUUGUUGUGAUUGCUCAUGAUGUGGACCCAAUUGAAUUGGUUGUCUGGCUUCCAGCAUUGUGCAGGAAGAUGGAAAUUCCAUACUGUAUUGUCAAGGGCAAGGCCCGUCUUGGAACUGUUGUCCACAAGAAAACCGCAUCUGUUUUGUGCUUGACAACUGUUAAAAAUGAAGAUAAAAUGGAGUUCAGCAGGGUCCUUGAGGCGAUCAAGGCAAACUUCAACGACAAAUAUGAUGAGUAUAGGAAGAAGUGGGGUGGUGGAAUCAUGGGUUCCAAAUCCCAAGCCAAAACCAAGGCGAAGGAAAGGCUCAUUGCCAAGGAGGCUGCCCAGAGGAUGACCUAGGAGUUGUGCUAUAUUUUGUUGCUUGCAUAUGCCCUUUUUGUGUUGUUUACUUAAAUUGAAGUAUUUUUGUAGUUUGGUUUUUGGAAUUAUCAUCACAGAAACAUUUUUUAUUUACAAUUCAGAGUAUUUUUUCUUUAAA
Trifolium pratense (red clover) is the source of this 1015-nucleotide messenger RNA. Its product is annotated as 60S ribosomal protein L7a-2. Gene Ontology annotation, cellular component: ribonucleoprotein complex. The transcript is spliced from 7 exons. Gene Ontology annotation, biological process: ribosome biogenesis. Lineage: Eukaryota; Viridiplantae; Streptophyta; Magnoliopsida; Fabales; Fabaceae. Bases 97 to 876 code for a protein of 259 amino acids. The record is from RefSeq and is a predicted model, not a curated record.